This is a messenger RNA of Prosopis cineraria, 1498 nucleotides long. RefSeq lists its product as uncharacterized. The transcript has a single exon. NCBI's taxonomy places the organism in Eukaryota, Viridiplantae, Streptophyta, Magnoliopsida, Fabales, Fabaceae. The coding region runs from base 174 to 1340 and encodes 388 amino acids. The record is from RefSeq and is a predicted model, not a curated record.
AAAAGGAAGGAAGGAGACAAGGGGACCUAGUUUCCAUGUAGCUCCACACAGCAACUGUUUUAUAUGUACCUCGCGAAUCCUCAUGGAAUGGCACUGCAACUUCCACACCUUCUUCCUCAAACCCAACAGCCAACAAACCCUACUCUCCAUCUCUCUCCCUCUCUCCCUGUGCAAUGGCUUCUGCCUGUGUCAACAACAUCGCCAUGUCGCCGGAUAACUUUCUCGAUUCCCCUCCCCGCCCCUCCUUCCCUUGGCUAAGCCCUCCCAAAUCUCACCCACCCCAUUUCCCAGAUCCCCGUCCUUCCCCUUCAGAUUUCGAGUUCUCUCUUCAAGAUCCAGUCGCCAUGCUUCCCGCCGACCAGCUCUUCUCCAAUGGCAAGCUCGUCCCUCUUCAUCUCGCCUCCCUUCCCCCUUCUUCCACCGCCAAGUUCCCUUCCCCGGACGCCGCCUCCUCCGCCCAUGUCUCCGCCGCCGACCCUUCCUUCUUCUCCCCCAAGGCUCCCAGGUGUUCCAGUCGCUGGAAAGACCUUCUUGGCCUCAAGAAGUUGUGUCACGCUCACACCACUUGUGCAGCCGCCAAGAGCGACCCCCAGAAAACGACGUCGUCUUCUCUAGCCAACAUAUCUCUCAAGCACUUUCUCCACAGGACCCCCAAAUCUUCGUCCUCUUCCUCCUCUGCUUUUCUCUCCUCGUCCUUAGACGCAUCCUUGAGUCUCCCGUUGCUGAAGGAGUCGGACUGCGAAUCCGUUUCGAUCUCUUCUCGUCACUCUCUCUCGUCUUCUUCUUCCGGCCACGAAUACGAAGAUCUCCCCAGGCUCUCCCUAGAUUCGGACAAGCUCAACCCGAACCCGAUCUCCCUCCAUCGCAACCCGAACUCGGGUCGUCCGAGAAUGAGGAUGGUGAAGCCGAGGGCAGGGUCGUUCGACGGUAAUAAUCAGAGAUCGCAAGGGGAUCAUCCAUCCGGCAGUCGGGUCGGGAGGAGUCCGGUCAGGCGAGCUCCGGGGGAAUCCGGUGGGGUUGGAAGCAGAGGAGUGUCAGUGGACAGCCCCAGAAUGAACUCUUCAGGGAAGAUAGUGUUCCAGAGCUUGGAAAGGAGCUCGAGCAGCCCCAGUACCUUGAAUGGCGGACCGAGGUACAGGCAAAAAGGAAUGGAACGGUCGUACUCGGCCAAUGUGAGGGUCACUCCGGUUCUGAACGUUCCGGUUUGUUCGCUGAGGGGUUCUUCGAAAUCGGGCUCGGUUUUUGGGUUCGGCCAACUGUUCUCUUCUCCACAGAAGAAAGAAGGCAGCAGAGGCCACCAACAACAGAGCCACGGUAGGAAUCGGUGCGAUCGAAACUAAGAAGCAAAGGUCUCUGGGUGCUUUUAAUCUCUUGAGUGAAAAUAUUGCUGGAUUUUACUGAUUGGGAUUAAUUUGCUCUUGUUUAAUUGGCAACAAACAAUUUUAGAUAUUGACAUAUUGUAUAUACUCCUAUGCCGGUGGAAUUUUUCUGUUCUUCA